AUGAGUGGACCAAAACCUUCUAUCUUUUCAUCUUUGUUUUUGGCUCUUUUUUUCGUGUCCUUCAAACUAAGCAACUGUAUCAACUGCCAUGAAAUUGAAAAACAAUCACUUCUAAGCUUCAAGCAAUCUAUAAAUGGUUCAUCAGACGUGUUGUCUUCUUGGGAUACUAAAUAUGAUUGUUGCACGUGGAAAGGUGUUGUUUGCAGUAACUUAACCGGCCGAGUUCUUCAACUCCAUCUCCAAGGUAAUUAUUUAGGUGGAAAAAUAAGCUCAUCUUUGCCCAACUUGAAGCGUUUGAAAUAUCUCGACCUGAGCCAAAACAACUUUGAGGAAGAAAUCCCUUUUUUCGUUGGAUCACUCGCAAGCCUUGAGUACUUGAACCUGUCAUUCGCUGGAUUUUAUGGAAAGAUUCCCCACAAUAUUGGAAAUCUUUCAAAUUUGAACACUCUAAGUUUGGGGAGUUCAGAACAACUGUUGAAUGCUGAUAUUCUUGAAUGGUUGUCGGGACUUCGUAAACUAGAGCACCUCAACAUGAAUGGUGUGAACCUCAGCAAAGCAACCAAUUGGGCACAACAGGUGAUCAACAACCUCCCUUCUUUAGUCGAGUUGCAAUUGAAUCAUUGUAAUCUUAAUUUUAUGGCUACUUUGAAUGAUGUUAACAACAUCAGCCGUUCUAAUUUAGAUGCACUUGAUCUCUCCUACAAUUCCCUGUCUUAUGCCAUCAUCCCUUCAUGGAUUUUUCAACUCAGAAACCUUACCUAUCUUGAUAUGAGCUCCAACUUAUUCGAAGGCCCAAUUCCAUCAAUGAGCAACACCACAAAACUCCAGCACAUUGAUAUCUCCAAUAACAAUUUGAAUUCAAGCAUUCCACAGUGGCUCUACUCCUCCAAACACCUUGAAUAUGUGAGUCUGGCAAACAAUCUUCUAAGAGAUGGAAUUUCCAAUUCCAUAGCGAAUCUGACAUCUCUCAGUAACCUUAACUUACGUGGAAACAAACUUUCUGGAAAAAUACCAAGGGAAAUUGCAAAUUUGUGCAAUAUGCAUGUCUUGAGGUUGUCUUAUAAUAAGUUGGGUGGAGAAAUAUCGGAUUCAUUUGGAAAUAUGUCAGAUUGUUUCUUAGGAGCUUUGGAAUCUUUAACUUUGUUUGAGAAUCAGCUGUCUGGUCAUUUGCCUCCUCAAUUUGGAAAAUUUACGCGUCUGCGAUCCCUUAAUCUAGGAAAAAACUCAUUGUCCGGUGUAAUUCCAGAUGAGUUAGGGAACUUGCUUUCUCUUGAAAGGUUAUAUUUGGAUAAUAAUAAAUUGACGGGGAACUUACCAGAGAGUAUUGGGAAACUUGUGAACUUUACAGAGCUUUGGAUAGAGAAUAACACGUUGGAAGGGGUUGUGACUGAAACCCACUUUGCCAAUCUCUCAAAUUUAAAAGUCUUGCAUGCCUCUGGAAACCACUUGACUUUGAAAGUCGACCCCGAUUGGAUUCCGCCAUUCAAACUAGAGACGCUUAGUCUAGGGUCUUGGGACUUGGGGUCUCGAAUCCCGUUAUGGCUUGAGACUCAGAAAGAGAGUAUCUCCAGUCUUGAUUUGUCGUGUUCUGGAAUCAAUGGAAACGUUCCCAGCUGGUUAUGGAGUUUAAGACUUCUCAACCUUUCGCAUAACCAACUCGACGGAAAGAUUUUAUCCAUUAGUGAUCGUGGGCAUGAUUAUGAUUUCUUACAUUUUUUUGACUUGAGUUCCAACAGGUUUAGUGGUCCACUGCCUCAACUAAUGACAAGUUCAUUCUUAGAAAUCCAUCUCUCCAAUAACUCAUUUUCCGGAGGUUUGUCAGAUUUUUUUUGUAUCUCUCCAAUGAUGAAUUCAUCCAAUGUAGUGCUUAUAAAUUUUGGACGAAACCGUCUCUCUGGCGAGUUACCUGAAUGCUUUAUCAAAUGGCAAUCAUUGCAAGUGUUGAACUUAGCCAACAACCAAUUGUCCGGAAGAAUACCAGAUUCCAUGGGAUUUCUUAAACAUUUAGUGUCUUUGAAUCUCCACGGAAACAAUUUCUCUGGCCACAUACCUUCUUCAUUGCAAAACUGCACGGAAAUAAUGAAGAUCGACUUUGCUGAUAACAAUCUUGGUGGGUGCAUACCAAAAUGGAUUGACACAAGAUUUUUCAACUUGAGAUUUCUGAUUUUACAGUCCAACAAUCUCAGAGGUGAAAUUAGUCCAUCCAUAUGUCAGCUCACUUCUCUUCAAAUCUUGGAUCUCUCUAAUAACAAACUGACAGGGAGGCUACCCCAAUGCCUCAACAAUCUUACCACAAUGACCACUAAAAGGAUGUUGGAUAGGCCACAAUAUUCUCUAUCUAUUGAAAGUUUGAAUAGGCUAGGAUCUGUUACAUAUGGAAUACAAAUUCACGAAAGUGCAUCAAUUGCGAUAAAGGGUAGAGAACUCACAUAUGACGCCAAUCUCUUUUUAGUUAUCAGUAUUGACCUUUCAAACAACAUCUUGUCUGGUGAUAUCCCAAGGGAGAUAACAAGUCUGGUGGAGCUAAGAACACUGAACCUGUCACGAAAUAAUUUAACAGGAUCCAUCCCAGACAACAUUGGAAACAUGAGGCAACUCGAAUCUCUUGAUGUCUCAAUGAACUCACUGUCCGGCAACAUUCCAGGUAGCAUGUCAAUCAUGACUUCUCUGAACUACUUGAAUAUGUCGUACAACCACUUGACAGGAAGAAUCCCACAAAGCACCCAAAUUGGGAGCUUCAACGAGUCAAGCUUCAUGGACAAUAAUCUUUGUGGCUUUCCACUAUGGAUUUCUUGCAAAAAUGAUAGUAAUGUCCCUGCCCCGACACAGGUGCAGAUUCAAGGCCGACAAGCCGAUAAGCCAAAGAUUAAUUGGUUUUACGCAUUCCUGUCACUAGGGUACGCUGUUGGGCUUUCUACUGUCCUAUCUGCACUGUUUUUUAAGAGGAAUUGGAGGGAAGUUUAUUAUGCGUUCUUUCAGAAACUGUGGGACAGUGUUUAUCUGUAUUUUGUUAUCCGAUGGAGGAAACUCUUGAGAGUGUUGGGCCGAAAUCCCUAA
Molecule: messenger RNA, 3057 nt
Organism: Striga hermonthica
Lineage: Eukaryota; Viridiplantae; Streptophyta; Magnoliopsida; Lamiales; Orobanchaceae
Source: the annotation of a GenBank genome assembly